GGACGUUUGGGGAUGGCAGAGUGGGGGAAUCAAUGAAUUUGUUUGGGAUAAUGAAUGGGAAGGGGCGCGCACGGCUUUGGGGGGAGCUGUAGGUCCGGGUGGGUGUCGAGGCUCAGCCGGGACAGAUGCCAGGGGUGCAGGUGGCUCUGACUGUCCCCUCUCCUCAGGCACUGGGGACAGGGACAGCGCCAGCAGCCGCGGCCCGGGGGCACAGCAGGAGGAGCCCAGCCUGGCAGGAGACCCUCCGAGACUCUCGGGGACUGAUGGACGUUUCCGACAGCCCGGAGCGAAACCCCUGCUCUCCCGAGGAAGAGGACCAGCAGCUGUCUGAUGAGGAGGUCCUGAAGGAGAGCGGCUCAGAGCGGGAACUCGAUGGGGAGGGUGGCCAGGGGAGCCUCCUGGGCGAGGAGGAGGAUGCAGGCAGGGCUCUGAGCCGGGGGGAAGAGGAGAACCACUCGGAUGAGGAGGAUCGGCUGAGCGAGGCCAAGUCGCAGGAAUCCAACGAGCAGAGCGUGGAGCUGAAGAGCCCCCAGCCCCGAAAGGGAGAGGAGGAAGACAGGACAAAUGACCUGGAAGUGUCCUCUGUCACCAGGGAGCUGGAUGAGCACGAGCUGGACUAUGAUGAGGAGGUUCCUGAGGAACCCAGUGCUGCUGCUGCAGAGGAGGACGGGGAAAAAGCUGCUGGGGAGGAUGAUGAGGAAGAGGAGAAAGGAGAUGAUGCCCCUGAGGAUGAGAAGAAAUCCGGCAGCAAAAGUGAUGAUGAGAAGGAUGGGCAGGAUCCCCUCAAGGAGAAGAAGAAGGAAGAGGAUGAUGGGGAAAUUGAUGAUGGAGAAAUUGAUGAUGAUGACUUGGAAGAAGGGGAAGUUAAAGACCCCAACGACAGGAAAGUGAGGCCCCGCCCCACCUGCCGCUUCUUCAUGAAAGGACACUGCACCUGGGGCAUGAACUGUCGCUUUAUCCACCCCGGAGUGAACGACAAAGGAAAUUACUCCUUGAUCUCCAAACCUGAGCCCUUCUCCCCCAAUGGUGCCCCUCCCAUGGGCCCUCACCCGCUGAUGCCAGCCAACCCCUGGGGAGGCCCAGUGGUUGAUGAAAUCUUACCUCCACCUCCUCCAGACCCUCCAACAGAAAGUGCCUGGGAGAGGGGACUCCGGCACGCUAAAGAGGUAUUAAAAAAAGCAACUAUGAGGAAAGAGCAGGAGCCUGACUUUGAGGAGAAGAGAUUCACUGUGACCAUUGGGGAGGACGAGAGGGAGUUUGACAAGGAGAACGAGUUUUUCCGGGACUGGAAUUACCGCAUCACCCGCGACGUCCGGGACCCCGCGGAGGUGGACAUCAAAGAAAACAUUAACUAUGGGCUUGAUCCCUAUGCAGAUCCCUAUUAUGACUAUGAAAUAGAGCGUUUCUGGCGUGGUGGGCAGUAUGAGAAUUUCAGGGUUCAGUACACAGACCCCGAUCCCUACCGGAACUACAGAGAAAGAGAGCGAGAACGGGAAAGGGAACGAGAGACCAGACAACGGGAGCGGGAACGGGAGCGGGAGCGAGAACGGGAGCGGGAGCGGCGGCAGCGCGAGCGGGAACGGGAGCGGGAACGGGAGCGCGACAAGGAGCGGCAGCGGCGGAAAGAGGAGUGGGAACGGGAGCGGGAGAGAGUGAAAAGGGACGAGAAGGACAGGCAGCACAGGGACCGCGACAGGGACCGCGAGCGCGACAGGGACCGCGAGCGCGACAAGGACAAGGACAAGGCAAAGCCGCGCUCGCCGCUGCUGCCCGGCCGCCAGCCCGAGGCACCAAAGAAGGACAAGGAGGCCACAGCUCUGGGCACUGCUCCAUCCAAGAGGGCAGAUGAGUGGAAGGAUCCCUGGCGCCGAUCCAAGUCCCCCAAAAAGAAGCUGGGGGUGUCUGUGUCCCCCAGCCGCGCGCGCCGGCGCCGGAAAACCUCGGCGUCCUCAGCCUCUGCUUCUGGCUCCUCCAGGUCCUCUUCUCGUUCAUCCACCUACUCUGGGUCCGGCUCCUCGCGCUCGCGCUCCCGAUCCUCCUCCUACAGCUCCUACUCCAGUCGCUCCUCCAGGCACAGCUCUUUCUCAGGCAGCAGGUCCAGGUCAAGGUCCUUCUCAUCUUCUCCCUCUCCUUCUCCAACACCUUCUCCUCACAAGCCACUGGCAAAGGCUAAAGGGGAAUUAUUGGCACCUCCUGGGAAAGGGGACAAAUCUGUGAAGAAACUCACUGCCCUCCCAGUCCCUCAGCCACUCACAAAAAUUACAACAGCAGCCCCGGAGGCAGCCAAGGCAGGGGAUAAUCGGGAAGCCAGGAGGAAGGAACGUCAGACAAGGACUCCACCCAGGAGGAGGACCAUCAGUGGCAGCAUCAGUGGCAGUGCCAGCAGCUACAGCGGCUCCAGCUCGCGGUCGAGGUCCUUGUCCCGCUCCCUCUCCAGAUCUCAUUCCAGAUCAUCCUCUGCCUCAGUCUCCCACUCUCCCUCCGGCUCAAGGAAAUCCAGGUCCCUGAGCGUGAGCAGCGUCUCCUCCGUGUCCAGUGCCUCGUCCAGCAGCAGCUCCGUGCGCAGCGCCGACUCCGAGGACAUGUACGCAGACCUGGCCAGCCCCGUGUCCUCGGCCAGCUCCCGCUCCCCCACCCCGGCCCAGCAGAAGAAAGGAAAGUCAAAAAAAGAAGACAGUGCUAAAGAGGAGAAGAGGAAACGGGAUGUGCCCGCCCAGCUCCUGAAAUCAGCCAAGCCCACCCCGGGAAGCAAAUCCCAGCAACCCCCCCAGGGCCAGCAGCCCUCGGCCCCCCAGGCACAGCAGGGCGGCUUCAGCGGGCACAAGGAGAUCAAACUGACUCUCCUGAACAAGGCAGCUGACAAAGGAAGCAGGAAGAGAUACGAGCCAGCAGACAAGGAGAGGCCAACCUCCCCUCCAGCCAAACGGGCCAACCUGUCCCCUGACAGAGGCUCUCGUGAUAGGAAGGCGACCGGGAGACUCUCGUCCCCCAAACAGGAGCGGCAGCGGGGCCAGAACCCAAAACCUUCCCCUGCACAGGCAGACAGGAAACGCCAGCUGUCCCCUCAGUCCAAGAGCUCCAGCAAGGUCACCAGCGUGCCGGGCAAGGGCUCUGAGCAGGGCCCUGCAGCUGCCAAGGGCAGCAAGUCCAGCACCCUGUCCCGGCGGGAGGAGCUCCUCAAGCAGCUCAAGGCGGUGGAAGACGCCAUCGCCCGCAAAAGGGCCAAAAUCCCGGGAAAAGUAUAGUGGGCCGUGCCCUAGAGUGACUGUUGAUGUUUUUAUAAAUAGUGGAGAAAGGAAAACAAACCAACAAACCAACAGAAGCGGCUGCUUUGGGAUUUUGCAGUUCCUCGUCUUCUCUUUUUUUUUUUUUUUUUUUUUUUUUUUGGUGGCCGCGGUUCUUUUUAAAAAACCCACGGAAAAAAAUUAAGGAAAUUUUUUGUCCAACCCCGCGACAAAAUGGCUCCGGGGAGGGCCCCAGGGCCGUGUAAAUUGUGCACAGAGGACUCCAGCCCCAUCCUCCUGUGUCCCCUCUCCUCUUUGCUAGCCUCGAGUUGUAUUCUCCUAGUUAGCCCUGCUGUGUGUUGAGUGUCUUCAGCAAUGCAGUUCUAGUCCCGUGUGCCGAGAGAGCCGAAACUGCUGUGAACUGCUGGCAGCACCUCUCCUCCUCCCC
Messenger RNA from Catharus ustulatus (Swainson's thrush), 3672 nucleotides. It is a transcript of the gene ZC3H18, whose product is annotated as zinc finger CCCH-type containing 18. The transcript is spliced from 19 exons. Gene Ontology annotation, molecular function: metal ion binding. The record is from RefSeq and is a predicted model, not a curated record. Lineage: Eukaryota; Metazoa; Chordata; Aves; Passeriformes; Turdidae. Bases 126 to 3245 code for a protein of 1039 amino acids.